Messenger RNA from Tigriopus californicus, 2206 nucleotides. RefSeq lists its product as uncharacterized. The transcript has 5 exons. Gene Ontology annotation, molecular function: G protein-coupled receptor activity. Gene Ontology annotation, cellular component: membrane. The coding region runs from base 262 to 2202 and encodes 646 amino acids. Gene Ontology annotation, biological process: G protein-coupled receptor signaling pathway. The record is from RefSeq and is a predicted model, not a curated record. Lineage: Eukaryota; Metazoa; Arthropoda; Copepoda; Harpacticoida; Harpacticidae.
UCACAAAAGCUACCUGUUAACCCUCGAGCGGGACUUUCUUGAAUAAUACAUGCGGUUGUCGUUGAAAACUUGGGGAGGUUUGAGGCCACACACGGUUCGGUAGCAUUCGGUAGAAAGCUCCUCGCUCUCUGUAUUCUUCGCAUACGUCCAGUGUUAAAAGCUUCUGUCGUGUGUGACAGUCCAAAGUGGGCACGAAAUAUCGACUUUUACCACUUCAAGAUGAAGUUUAGACCAACUUAAAACGGCCUUGAGGCUCCGAUCAUGGAGUGGACCAAAUCAGGUGCCAUUUUGGCAUGGACAUCCUUGGGGUGGCUGGACCAGGUUCAUGGUGAUACCAAACACAUUUCCAUUACCUUCAUAUGGGUUAAUGGCUCACUAGUGCCCGUGACCACAUCCGUGGAGCAAGAAGAUGCCUCAGGGCCCAACAUAUCAGGCACGAUCAUUCAAGUAUUUUUCCUGAUCGUCAUUUUUAUCGUGGGUGUGAUAGGGAACAUGUUCAUGACCGGUACAAUCUGGUCCAGUAUCACGUUGCAUCGGUUGCCCUUCAAUAUCUUACUACUGAACCUUGGGCUCAUUUGUCUCCUGGAGUGCCUCCUUAAUGUGAUGCUUUCGGCUGUUUAUCUCAUUUUUGAACCUUGGAACUUCGGAUCCGUUGUUUGUAUGCUCAAUUCAUUCUUCAUGGAGGUACUUCCUGUGAUGUACACGUUUAUGUUGGUUAAUUUAUGCUUCGAUCGUGCUCUGGCACUGCGAAAUCCUCUUCAGUACAAGAAAUCAGUCCUUAAAGCCAGGAUGAUCAAGUGUUAUUUGUUGUUUAUUUGGCUAUUGGCCAUCCUGUCAGCCUCGCCGGUUUUGAUCAAUGUCCUGGAGAAUUGGCCGUUUCCCGUUCGGUACAGCUGUCAGCCCAUGCACGAGUUGACCGUGUUCUACGGGAUCUUAACCGGAAUCGUGUGCUAUCUCGUUGCUUGGUUGGCCAUGAUUGUGGCCAUGACAUUAAUACAGAGGUACAUCACGAGUGAGAAACGGAAGGAACGGAAAGCCAUGAGGGGCCAACAGGGCAAGUUUUCUACCCACACAGCUUUCUUCUUCGCCAAUGCUCAUUUGUGGAAUGAGCUUAAGAAUGUGAUGCUCAUUAGUGUGUUACUCAUAAUGUACUUGGUUUUAAUGGGUCCAUACGUGGUUAGGACCAAAGUGGACCAGAUCACAGAGGUGUAUGACUAUGACUAUUACCGCAAUCUCACCUUACCUCAUUAUGUGAAGUCUCCAAAUUUAAAUGCCACUACAACAACAACUUCCAACCCCACGCCCACAAAUGCGCCAAAUUCGCCCACGCCCACGAGCACCGGGGCAGUUGGGGAUAGCAACAAUGAUGGAUUGACUCAAGUAACGCCUAGUAAGUGGAAACGACCUGAGGUCAAGGCAGAUUUUCUAACCAUAAUGGAUACGAUCUUCGUUUGGUUGCGAUACAUCCAUGCUGCAUUGGUUCCUUGGGUUAUUUUCGGCCUACAUAAGGAUUUGCGGAAGAAGGCCAAAGAUUUGGUGUGCUGUUUCCGGCCAAACUCGGUCGAAAAUGCAUCUCCAAGGCCAAUAUCAGCCUAUUUGAGACGUCAACGCAAGGAGUUGCAGAAACAGAAGAAGAAGUUCAAGAACAUCACCAACUAUAGUGUGCCCGUUUUGUUCGCCACUUCGGAGGGGUUGCAUUUGCGAGUUGUGGAUGACAAUCAUCAAGGGUUGCCAGAGCACAAAGGCUUCCUGGAGGAGAGCAUCAAGUCUCAAUGGACCGUGGAUCCGGAGUUUCUCACCGAAUUUUGCGACCUCCAAGUGAUAACCGGAACUGAGACCGUGCCUCCCAGUCCGCGCAAACAGCUGGUUUUUGGUUCUACAGUCACGCUGGAAGGCAAAACCAGCUCCUCCGUAAGAGAAGACGAAGGCUUCGAAGAGGAGAUGCCUUUGAUUAAAAAAGACAGGGAUCGGCGGAGCAAAAACCCGAAAGUGGUUCAUUUUGACUCGAACGUGGAAGAGAUUCGCGAAUCGGAUCUUGAACCCGAUCCAACCCCGUCGAGGUCCAGAAAGCAUAAGAAAUCAUCCAAGGAAUCGAAGGGAUCUAGUAAGCGCGACAAGAAGCGUGAUGUGAAGAAGAAAUUGAAACAAAGGAAGAAGGAUGGGACUUCUAUUGAGUCGCGGUCAAGGAAAUAUCGACGGUAGUGAA